CUGUCAGGUCAGCUAGAAGCUCACAGGCCCACAGAUUCCUCCCUUCUCCGCAUCCAACAUCCAACAAGUUGCUCCAUUUGGAAAAAACACUGCCUUGCGCCCUCCCGCCCCCCGGUCUUUGUCGUUUUUAUUUUUUUAUUUUUCCAGUGUGGAUUUCAGCUCGGCUCUUUCUUAAACGAUAACCCACCACUUUGUCUGGAAAAGGAUAUUUUGACCUGGAGUUUAAAAGCUGCUCUAAAACUUCAACUAAGUGGUGUUUCGGUGCGUAAAGGAGGGGCGCACGCCGAACUGAGCAAACGCCACUGGAGGAAAUUGCUCCUAAGAUGUCAACAUUGCUUUGCCACCCACUCGAAAUCGAUUGUAUUACCUUCAAGAAGGUGGCUCCUCGUAUAAAUAGGGACGCAUUAUUUCGAGAAAGACGGUGGUGAGGCGCAAUCUGUUGGGUGCUCUCUUUCUCUCUCUCUUUCUCUCCCUCUCUUCCUCUCGGAACUAUACAGACAACGCCUGGAAGAAUUUGCGGAGGACAAUCGUGUCCACUCUCCAGGACAUACGCAUCUUUAAAGCCUGAACUAACGGUGAAGUCAUGCAGGUGGAGAGGAAAUGGCACAUACUGUUGACUAUCUUCUUCCUGCUCAUCACCUCGGGCCAGUGCAUGGACAGCAAGGAGGUCAAGCAGAAAGAGAGAAGGACCCUGUUGGAUCUAAUCUUGCAGGUUAUCAGAGACAGCCAGCAGCGGGACAAACCCAUCUCCCGGCGCUGCAGCAGUGGACUCCUCACCUCAUCCCAUGACAUGAAGUUCUCCUCCCGUGAAAAGCCUUUCUAUGUUCCAAGGCUGGAUAACAGUAGACUCAUAGAAAUAGUUCCUCGAGAUGUAAACAUGAAGGGCAAAUUCAUUCAGCAUUUCACAGCAGGACCAGUCAAGUUCUCGUCGGAGUGCAGAACACACUUUCAUAGACUUUAUCACAACACAAGGGACUGCUCGCGGCCAGCAUAUUACAAAAGAUGCGCAAGAUUGCUAACUCGAUUAGCAAUGAGUCCGCUCUGCAUGCAAUCGUAAAUGUUGCAUGUUGGAACAUAAUGGAAGAAGGAUCAACGUUUUGCCAAGGAAGUGCCUUCAAAUCCACAGCAGUCAAAUGAACAUUGUUGUGUGUAUAGUGUUUUUAUUUUUGUUUUUUUCCUCGUUGUCAUUACUAAAAAUGCUGAUCGACCUCGCUGGUUGUUUGUGAAUGGGUUUGCUUUUUUUUAUUUUCAUGUAUCUGUUUGUACCAUAUACAUUAGUAUUUGUAAGGAAACAUUAAUUUAAUAUUAAAUACAUAUAUUUAUUGAAAGGUUAUGUAUAUAAUAAUUUCACAACCAUUCAAAAUCAGAUUAUUUUGUUUAUAAAAUCUUCUUUUCCUCUGAGGCCGUUAUUAUGUUCUCAAACUGAUCAUGCUCCAUCAUUGUCUUCAUUACAUUUUAUUUGGCACUUGAGUAAUCGCUGACAAUGAGAACAUAUGGAAUGACAUCAGUGGUGAUAAUGCACUGCGGUAUUGAACAAUAAAGAAUAUUGAAGCACA
Molecule: messenger RNA, 1556 nt
Organism: Platichthys flesus (European flounder)
Lineage: Eukaryota; Metazoa; Chordata; Actinopteri; Pleuronectiformes; Pleuronectidae
Gene: alkal1
Product: ALK and LTK ligand 1
Exons: 6
Coding region: 584-1057 (157 amino acids)
Biological process (GO): positive regulation of ERK1 and ERK2 cascade; positive regulation of ERK5 cascade
Molecular function (GO): receptor signaling protein tyrosine kinase activator activity; receptor tyrosine kinase binding
Source: RefSeq, a predicted model, not a curated record